Messenger RNA from Myzus persicae (green peach aphid), 525 nucleotides. Its product is annotated as semaphorin-2A-like. Gene Ontology annotation, biological process: neural crest cell migration; positive regulation of cell migration; negative regulation of axon extension involved in axon guidance. Lineage: Eukaryota; Metazoa; Arthropoda; Insecta; Hemiptera; Aphididae. The annotation marks the transcript as partial. The record is from RefSeq and is a predicted model, not a curated record. The transcript has 2 exons. Gene Ontology annotation, molecular function: semaphorin receptor binding; chemorepellent activity.
UUCCAUUUCACAGAACCAGACUUUGUGGGCUCUUACGAUAUCGGCCAAUACGUAUUCUUCUUCUUCCGCGAGACCGCCGUCGAGUACAUCAACUGCGGCAAGAGCAUAUUUUCCCGCGUUGCCAGGGUGUGCAAGAAGGACACGGGUGGCAAGAGCAUACUUAGCCACAACUGGGCCACGUACCUGAAGGCCCGGCUUAACUGUUCCAUACCCGGAGAAUACCCGUUCUACUUCAACGAAAUCCAGAGCAUUUACAAGGUGCCGGACGACGAUACACUUUUCUACGGCGUGUUCACCACGUCCACUACCGGUUUGAUGGGCUCUGCCAUAUGUACUUUCCGGCUAGAGGACAUAGAUCACGCGUUCGCGGGCCGAUUCAAGGAACAAGCCAGUUCCACGUCAGCCUGGCUCCCAGUACUGUCUACCAAGGUACCGGAGCCCAGACCCGGACAGUGUGUCAAUGACACGGAGACUUUGCCAGGUAAAUUAUAUGAAAACCGAUCAGUUUAAAAUGACUUGAUCGGA